Vanrija pseudolonga is the source of this 437-nucleotide messenger RNA. Its product is annotated as DNA base-flipping protein. The coding region runs from base 33 to 437 and encodes 134 amino acids. Gene Ontology annotation, molecular function: catalytic activity. Lineage: Eukaryota; Fungi; Basidiomycota; Tremellomycetes; Trichosporonales; Trichosporonaceae. Gene Ontology annotation, biological process: DNA repair. The transcript is spliced from 3 exons. The record is from RefSeq and is a predicted model, not a curated record.
CUCCUCACACCCACACCCACACCGUCGCCACAAUGGCGGACAACGUCGCAGACCUCAUGGCCAAGGCGUACGACAUUAUCCGCGUCAUUCCUCCAGGGAGGGUGACGAGCUAUGGCCAUAUCGCAAAGUUGGCGGGGUAUCCAAACUACUCCAGGCAUGUGGGGCAGGCGUUGCGCGUGCUGCCGAGCGGGUCGGACAUUCCAUGGCAGCGCGUCAUCUCCGCAAAGGGCCUCAUCUCGCCGCGCGGCGACGAAGGCCAAGGCGUCGCGCGACAAAAGGACCGCCUGGAGGCCGAAGGUGUCGUCGUCGAGACCCUCGCUGGGGCCGGGGGCGAGCGCGUCGACCUCCGCCGGUAUGGCUGGUUCCCCGAUCGGCGGCCGGACAUGGCCCUCGACGCGUGGUUUGAGGCUGUCGAUGCUGGCGAGGUGGCGGCGUGA